AUGGUCGAGGAGAAGCUGGACCGGAUUCUUGUGACGGAGAACUGGCUAAACUUGUUUGAUAGGGCAACGGCAAUGUCACUAGUGUGCCCGUACAAUGACCAUAAGUCAUUGUUGUUGAGUCUGAUGGCCGCGGUCAAUGCAGUGCGAAGGACGCGGUUUUUGUUCGAUAACAUGUGGCUCAGGGAGGAUAGAUGUUGUGAAAUAGUGGCGCAGAGCUGGGACCGAAAAGUGGGUUGGGAUGUCCUUGCCCGAAUUGAAAGUUGUGGACGUGCAAUCUGGCGGUGGGGAAAGAACUAUAAUAAGGAAUUUCAGCGAAGAAUUGAUGAGUGCAAGCGCAGGCUAGAGUUUCUAUCACCACAUAGAGAUCAGGCCAGUAUGGAUAACUAUGGGAAUACUGAACGUGAGAUGUUGUACUUGCUUGACCAGCAGCAUCUCUUUUAG
Molecule: messenger RNA, 441 nt
Organism: Ipomoea nil (Japanese morning glory)
Lineage: Eukaryota; Viridiplantae; Streptophyta; Magnoliopsida; Solanales; Convolvulaceae
Exons: 1
Coding region: 1-441 (146 amino acids)
Source: RefSeq, a predicted model, not a curated record